AUGGCCAACGCGAUCAACAAGCCCAAGAGGCCCAAUUCCAAGAGGCAGCCCGUCCGCCUCCGCCACAAGAUCCAGAAGGCCUCGGCCGCGAAGCAACGCAAGGAGAAGAAGCUCGGCAAGAAGAACCCAGAAUGGCGCUCCAAGCUCAAGAAGGAUCCCGGCAUUCCCAACCUCUACCCCUUCAAGGAGAAGGUUCUCGAGGAGAUUGAGGAGACGCGCAUGCGCAAGAAGGAGGAACAGCUGAAGCGCCGUGAGAUGGCCAAGGCUGCCAAGUCUGGCGUCCUCGGCCAGGAUGGCGUCGAUGCUGCCAACAUGCCCGUCGACAUCGAGGACGGCGACGUCGACGGCGACGUCGACGACAUGAACGUGGACGGCGACGGCGAGCUCGACGAGUCCAACCCCAUGGCCGCCCUCCUCGCCACGGCGCGCAAGGCCGCCGAGAAGUACGAAGGCGGAGACAUGGACGAGGAUGACGACGACGACGACGACGACGAAGAGGAUACCAGAAACGUCGUCGACCCUACCUUCAAGAAUGCCACGUCCCGCAAGGCCUACGAUAAGAUCUUCAAGCAGGUCGUUGAACAGGCCGACGUCAUCCUCUACGUUCUCGACGCCCGAGACCCCGAGGGCACCCGCUCCCGCGACGUCGAGCGCGCCGUCAUGGCUGCGGCCGCCGGCGGAAAGCGCCUCAUCCUCGUCAUCAACAAGAUCGAUCUCAUCCCGGCCAAGACGCUCAAGGCCUGGCUCACCCACCUCCGCCGCUUCUUCCCCACCAUGCCCCUGCGCGCCUCGAACCCGGCCCCCAACGCCCACACCUUCAACCACAAGGAGCUCACCGGCCAGAAGACGGCCAGCGACCUCCUGCGCGCUCUCAAGUCGUACGCCGCUUCCAAGAACCUCAAGCGCGCCGUCUCCGUCGGCGUCAUUGGCUACCCCAACGUCGGCAAGUCCUCCGUCAUCAACGCCCUCCUCGGACGCUACAGCAGCGGCAACCGCAGCGCCUGCCCCGCCGGCGCCGAGGCUGGUGUCACCAAGAGCAUCCGCAACGUCAAGAUCGACAGCAAGCUGACCCUCCUUGACUCGCCCGGCAUCGUCUUCCCCUCGGCCUCGACCUCGACCACGGGCGGUCUCGUGUCGCUGAAGAACGCGGCCGAGGCGUUCGCCCAUCUCGUCCUCCUCAACGCCGUCCCGCCCCGCCAGAUCGAGGACCCCGUCCCCGCCGUCACUCUCCUGCUGAAGCGCCUGUCGUCCUCGGAUGACCUGAUGCAGAAGCUCACCGACGUCUACAACCUGCCGGCCCUGCUGCGCACCGGUGGCGACCCCACCACCGACUUCCUCGUUCAGGUCGCCCGCAAGCGCGGACGCCUCGGCCCCGGCGGUGUGCCGAACCUGCACUCUGCCGCUAUGACCGUCGUCACCGACUGGCGCGACGGCCGCAUUCAGGGCUGGACCGAGCCGCCCGUGCUCGCCGUCGCCGACGCCAACGCAGCCGUCGAUGCUGAUGCCGUUGUCGCCGACGACACGGCGGCGCCGGACCAAAAGACAGUCGUCACGGAGUGGGCCAAGGAGUUCAAGAUUGAGGGCCUCUGGGCGACGACGAUAGAUGGUGCAGAGUUUGCUGGGUUUACUGGCGUUUAG
Molecule: messenger RNA, 1638 nt
Organism: Verticillium dahliae VdLs.17
Lineage: Eukaryota; Fungi; Ascomycota; Sordariomycetes; Glomerellales; Plectosphaerellaceae
Product: nuclear GTP-binding protein NUG1
Exons: 3
Coding region: 1-1638 (545 amino acids)
Cellular component (GO): nucleolus
Molecular function (GO): GTP binding
Source: RefSeq, a predicted model, not a curated record